CAAAACAUUUCGUUUGCCAAGGCUUAAAUAUUUUCAAGCCAGCAACCAGUUGAUGUCUUCCUGCUUUCACCAAUCUCAGAUGAUGGCCAGUGACACAAAUGACAAUUCACGUAGUGAUAUUCGGAGAAACUAUCAAGUAGUCGUUGCUGCUACCCGUGAGAUGGGCAUUGGGAAGGAUGGGGCAUUGCCAUGGAAGCUGCCUGGUGACCUUAAAUACUUUAAGGAGCUUACAAUGGCUACAUCAGACCCCUCAAAGAAAAAUGCUGUUAUAAUGGGAAGAAAAACGUGGGAAAGCAUACCCCUUAAGUUUAGACCAUUGCCGGGUCGCUUGAAUGUUAUACUGACUUCUUCUGGCAGCUCUGAUUAUGCAACAGUCGAGAAUGUUGUUGUUUGUGGAAGCUUGGAUGCUUCCUUAAAACUAUUAGCAUCAACUCCCUACAGCUUAAUCAUUGAGAAAGCUUUUGUAAUAGGGGGUGGACAGGUGCUGAGGGAAUCUCUAAAUGCAUCUGCAUGUGAGGCCAUCCAUCUUACUGACAUAGAGUCGACCAUUGAGUGUGACACUUUCAUUCCUCCUGUUGAUCUAUCAGUCUUCCACCUGUGGUUUUCAUCUUCUCCAGUUCUGGAGAACAAUAUUAGGCAUUCUUUUGUAAGCUUUGUUCGUGUUAGAAAAUCAGUAGCAGAAGUUAGCAAUUCAAAUGUCAGUGAAUUACCUGGCAAUGAUACUAAGAACGAAAAGUUUGAAAUUCAGAACUUUUCAUUUCUACCUAAGAGUAUCUUCGAAAAGCAUGAUGAGUAUCAGUAUCUCAAUCUUGUUCAAGAUGUAAUACGAAGUGGUGCUCGGAAAAAUGACAGAACAGGAACAGGAACUUUAUCAAAAUUUGGUUGCCAGAUGCGGUUUAACUUGAGGAGGAAUUUUCCAUUACUCACAACAAAGAGGGUGUUUUGGCGUGGUGUUCUUGAAGAGCUGUUGUGGUUCAUCAGUGGUUCAACAAAUGCUAAGGUUUUACAGGAAAAAAACAUUCACAUAUGGGAUGGCAAUGCUUCGAGGGAGUAUCUUGACAGUAUUGGUUUAUCACAACGAGAGGAGGGUGACUUGGGACCAGUAUAUGGAUUUCAGUGGAGACACUUUGGUGCUGAAUAUACCAACAUGCAUGCUGAUUACACUGGGAAAGGUUAUGAUCAGUUACUUGAUGUAAUCAACAAGAUCAAGAAUAACCCUGAUGAUAGGCGAAUCAUUCUGUCCGCAUGGAAUCCAACAGAUCUCAAGAAGAUGGCACUUCCACCUUGCCACAUGUUUGCACAGUUUUAUGUUGAGAAUGGAGAGUUAUCAUGUCAGAUGUAUCAACGCUCAGCUGACAUGGGACUUGGCGUGCCAUUCAACAUUGCAUCUUAUGCUCUUCUGACAUGUAUGAUUGCACAAGUUUGUGAUCUUUGUCCUGGAGAUUUUGUCCAUGUUAUAGGUGAUGCUCAUGUCUACAGCACACAUGUUCGAGCUUUGGAGGAACAAAUUAAGAAGCAGCCUAAGCCUUUUCCUAUUUUGAAGAUAAAUCCUCUGAAGAAGGAUAUGGAUUCAUUUGUUGCUUCAGAUUUUAAACUGGUUUCCUAUGAUCCUCACCAGAAAAUAGAAAUGAAGAUGGCAGUGUAAUGAGUUAGCAUUCUCCAUUUGUACAAGUAUAUGAUACCUAUUAUUGAUGGUAUCCUUGUAAACCAACAUACGUGGUAGAAACUCUAGGCAACUUCUUUUUCAUUGAAUGGUUGAUGUCUUGGUGGAGGAUAGUCACAUUUUAACCAUGGCAUAAGCUGGCGAAUGUACGCCAAAGAGAUGGAGUCGGAUCGCAAAAUGUAGAGCUUCUGCUGCCAAUAGCAAGGUGGUUUGCAACCACAAUGUGCUUUUCUAGGGCACUGACAUCAGCUCUGGGGAGAUGAUAAUUCAUGGCUGCUAUUUAGAUAAAAUCGAGGGCUGAUAUUAUAACAUUUUAGCAACUUUGUCUGGCAUCUGA
Messenger RNA from Lolium rigidum, 2000 nucleotides. RefSeq names its product putative bifunctional dihydrofolate reductase-thymidylate synthase. Gene Ontology annotation, biological process: dTMP biosynthetic process; one-carbon metabolic process; tetrahydrofolate biosynthetic process. The transcript is spliced from 10 exons. The record is from RefSeq and is a predicted model, not a curated record. Gene Ontology annotation, cellular component: mitochondrion; cytosol. Gene Ontology annotation, molecular function: dihydrofolate reductase activity; thymidylate synthase activity. Lineage: Eukaryota; Viridiplantae; Streptophyta; Magnoliopsida; Poales; Poaceae. Bases 53 to 1645 code for a protein of 530 amino acids.